UUUACUUUUAAAAAAUGGAGGAUUUGUUAUAAGAUUUGUUUUCAUGAUAGGGAAUUUGUUUUUUUUUCUUCGAAGAUUUUUAAUUCGGUUAUUUGGCGAUGUUGUUUGGCAGAAGUAAAUAUUGAGUACAAUUUGCUCUUUGGUGUGUGUUAUUUUUGACAAAUUUUAUAUUAAACGAAUUUGUGAAUAGUUUUUUGAAGAUAUUUGAUAGCGGAAGAUGGACUUCCAGAACCGCCCCGGGGGCAAGACGGGAGGCGGGGGCCAGGCGUCAUGGUCGGAGAGCAACCGCGACCGCCGGGAGCGCCUGCGGCAGUUGGCGUUGGAGACCAUCGACCUCAACAAGGAUCCCUAUUUCAUGAAAAAUCACUUAGGGUCGUACGAGUGCAAGCUGUGCCUGACGCUGCACAACAACGAGGGCAGCUACCUCGCCCACACGCAGGGCAAGAAGCACCAGGCCAACCUCGCCCGCAGGGCCGCCAAGGAGGCCAAGGAGUCGCCCCAGCAGCCCGCCCCGGAGAAGCCGCGCGUCGAGCCCAAGAAGUUUGUGAAGAUCGGGCGGCCGGGCUACCGCGUCACCAAGCAGCGGGAGCCGGAGACGGCACAGCAGAGCCUCCUCUUCCAGAUAGAUUACCCGGAGAUUGCAGAGGGAAUAUUCCCCCGCCACAGGUUCAUGUCUGCGUACGAGCAAAAAGUUGAGCCCCCAGACAGGAAGUGGCAGUACCUGCUGUUUGCUGCCGAACCAUAUGAGACUAUUGCAUUCAAGGUGCCCAGCCGAGAGGUGGAGAAGUCUGACGGCAAGUUCUGGACGCACUUCAACAAGGACACGAAGCAGUUCUUCCUGCAGUUCGCCUUCAAGCACGACUUGAAGCAGCCGGCCAUGGUGAUGGGCCAGCAGCUGCCCAGGCCGCCCCCUCCCCCCACCCCACCCAUGCGCCUGCCGGGACCUCCCCCCAACCUGCCACCGCCCCCCAUGCCCCCGCCUCCACCCAUGAUGCACCCCCCGCCUCCCCCUCGCCCCAUCAUGCCGCCCCCGCCACCCAUGUUCAACCCUGUGCCACCCCCGCCACCCAAGAUAGGCAGCGUGCCCAUCCCGCCCCCUCCACCGAAGCUCAGCGCAAACUAGCCGUGCCUAACACCCGGUGUGUGGGUGGAAGGUAUGUGGUGCAUUCGAAAGUCGUUUACGUUGCUUUGUGGUUCCGUUUAUAAAUGUGGCAGUUCAUGUUUUACACAUGCUUCUGAGCAAAGAAAGUUGAGAAUGCUGUUUUCAUACUAAGUGCAACUUCUUGAAGUAAAAUAAUGUGUAUUCAUUCCAUAAAUUUUUUUACAAUAAUUAUUUGUACUAUAAAAAUAUAAACAUGUCCGCUCAAAUGUGCAGGUCUUUAAGAAUGAUAAACAGUAAACUUGCUGUAGAUGUU
Messenger RNA from Bacillus rossius redtenbacheri, 1415 nucleotides. It is a transcript of the gene Sf3a2, whose product is annotated as splicing factor 3A subunit 2. The record is from RefSeq and is a predicted model, not a curated record. Gene Ontology annotation, molecular function: nucleic acid binding; zinc ion binding. Gene Ontology annotation, cellular component: nucleus; U2-type prespliceosome; U2 snRNP. The transcript has 5 exons. Bases 218 to 1123 code for a protein of 301 amino acids. Gene Ontology annotation, biological process: spliceosomal complex assembly. NCBI's taxonomy places the organism in Eukaryota, Metazoa, Arthropoda, Insecta, Phasmatodea, Bacillidae.